AUGUCAGACAUCAAGGUUGCCCUCAUAACUGGCUGCUCCUCAGGCGGUCUCGGUGCCGCCCUUGCCAUCGCGCUCAAACCCAUCGGCUAUCGCGUGAUCGCAACAGCCCGCAACACAUCUAAACUAGAAGAAACCCGUGCAGCAGGCAUCGAAGACCUCGAACUCGACGUCCUCUCACCAAAAUCAAUCUCAGCAUGUGUCGAGAAGCUCACCGCACUAACCGGUCGACUCGAUCUUCUCGUCAAUAAUGCCGGUAGUAGCUACUACAUGCCAGUAAUGGACAUCGACGUUGCCAAAGCCAAAGAAGUAUUCGAUCUCAAUGUCUGGAGUCUUGUCAACGUCUCACAGGCUUUCCUACCUUUACUCCUGAAAAGUCCAGGCGCGAAGAUUGCCAAUAAUCUCAGUAUCGCGACGUAUCUCGGUCUGCCUAUACAAGCGACAUAUAACGCGUCGAAAGCGGCAGCGAACCAGAUUACAGAAUCGAUGCGUCUUGAGCUUGCGCCGUUCGGAGUUAAAGUCAUUGCGUUGCUCACCGGGAGUGUCAAGUCGAAUCUGUUUAACAAUUUACCUCGCAACCCACCAUUACCUGAAAACAGCAUAUACCGUGUCGUGCCUGGCGGGCUGACUAUGAUGAAUGAUCCUGCUAAACUCAUGACGAAGGAGAGUGAUAUGGAUGCGCAGACGUGGGCUGGACAGGUCGCUGCUGAGCUCGUGAAAGUGAAUCCGCCGCAUCAGAUUUGGAGGGGUUCUCAUGCGACUAUGGCGAAGGUUGCAUGUCAUUUUCCGGUGGGCAUGUUUGAUGGGCAGGUGUAUCAGCAGACGAAGUUUGAUGAGGUUGAGAGGGCGUUGAAAGUGGGGAAGACGUCAUAA
Messenger RNA from Lithohypha guttulata, 870 nucleotides. RefSeq lists its product as uncharacterized. Gene Ontology annotation, biological process: triglyceride catabolic process; phosphatidic acid biosynthetic process. Lineage: Eukaryota; Fungi; Ascomycota; Eurotiomycetes; Chaetothyriales; Trichomeriaceae. The coding region runs from base 1 to 870 and encodes 289 amino acids. Gene Ontology annotation, molecular function: triacylglycerol lipase activity; acylglycerone-phosphate reductase (NADP+) activity. Gene Ontology annotation, cellular component: lipid droplet; endoplasmic reticulum. The record is from RefSeq and is a predicted model, not a curated record. The transcript has a single exon.